AUGAUGAAGCCGGUGAUGAGUCGAGCGAUUUCACUGAGGAUUGAGCCCUUAAUCCGAUUACCAUGGCGCCGCAAUUUCUCCGUCUCCCCAAGGCACUAUGAAAUUAGAGACAUUGAAUCUCUUCCCAGGCGCCUGAUUCCUAGUUACCAGGAGUCUAAUGAGAAUGACCUUCUUUCCCUUCGAUGGCCGACACCCCCGCGGAAUGUAUUUGUUGUGAAGAAGGAUUGUGCGCCAAAAGUGACUGAGUGUCUGAUCGAGUUUAUAAGUCACACGACCUCAACUUAUCCAAAUAUUGCUGUUAUUUUGGAGCCCAAGGUUGCGGAGGAAAUACACUCGUCGUUGCUACUUCCUGUUUACUCGGCACCUUUGGAGAGACUAUCAUCCGCACUGCAUAAAAAGGUUGACCUUAGUGUUACACUCGGCGGGGACGGGACGAUUUUGCAUGCCUCGUCAUUAUUUGCCACGUGUGUCAAUGUUCCACCGAUGCUGUCGUUCAGCAUGGGUACGCUGGGAUUCUUGGGCGAAUGGAAAUUCGCAGAAUAUAAGCGUGCAUUUCGCGAAGUGUACAUGUCUGGCGCGGGAGUGGGAGAUCGCGCGUCUGUCCUUGGGGACCCUCAGUUUUCGAGUGCUGUGGAGCAGUUGGAGAGCACCACGGGGUGGUCAUCGGUUCGUGGCAAGUCCAUGGGUGUGAACCGUGGAGCUCGUAUCUUGAUGCGCAACCGCCUCAAGGUUGGGUUAUUCGCUCCUGACGGGAAUCCCGUCGAUGUAGACAAGUGUUCCGAACCAAACCAAGGGGUAGGAAGCGAAGGGCUGUAUGUCAUGAACGAACUACUCCUCCAUCGUGGAAAGGAGCCGCAUCUGGCUAUAGUGGACGUAUAUGUGGGAGGACGAUUUCUCACGGAAGCCGUCGCAGAUGGUAUCAUCAUUUCCACGCCCACUGGAAGUACGGCCUACAGUCUUAGCAGUGGCGGCAGCAUCGUGCACCCGCUGGUACCGGCGGUGCUUCUAACCCCAAUUUGCGCUCGAAGCCUCAGUUUCCGGCCUUUGGUUCUACCAGCUAGCACGUCGAUUACACUUCGUCUAAGCGAGAAAAACCGGGGACGCGAGCUAGAAGUCAGCAUCGAUGGAGUCAACAUGACCCAAGGGAUGACAGCGGGAAUGGAAGCUCGCGUGUGGAAUGAGGAGAUGCGACAUGGCAAGAAUGAGUGGCAGGGUGGGGUGCCGUGCGUGAUGCGGAGGAUCAUGGGCGGUGAAGCUCAUGACAGUGAAGCCCAUGAUGGAUGGGUAGGAGGGUUGAAUGGACUGCUCAAGUUCAAUUAUCCUUUCGGGGAGUAG
Aspergillus calidoustus is the source of this 1335-nucleotide messenger RNA. The record is from the annotation of a GenBank genome assembly. NCBI's taxonomy places the organism in Eukaryota, Fungi, Ascomycota, Eurotiomycetes, Eurotiales, Aspergillaceae.